Molecule: messenger RNA, 921 nt
Organism: Candida tropicalis MYA-3404
Lineage: Eukaryota; Fungi; Ascomycota; Pichiomycetes; Serinales; Debaryomycetaceae
Exons: 1
Coding region: 1-921 (306 amino acids)
Source: RefSeq, a predicted model, not a curated record
AUGGAAGGAAACGUUAAAUAUGUGAACGUUGAUAAGAAAGGUAGAUAUUGCAUUUCAUUAAACAAAAAUUCCCAAUACCAAGAACCUUACAAAGUUGAACUUAUCAUUGGUGAGCAGAUUAAUCCUAUUGAUAUUGACGAAACGCUAUUUUAUAGCCGCAUAGAAGCUACAUUUGGGGCAUUGAUUCUUGUUUUAUUUGUUGUUAUGUAUAAAAUCAAAAGAUUUGGUGAUUUGUCAUCGAUAUCCAAAAGGCUAUAUUUCCUGGUGUUUUUAACGUUUGUUUUUCAUUUAUUUCAAUCAUUCAACUCCAACCCAAUUAAGAGUAUGUUUUUUGCGGACACGAUCGGCAUGGUUGUGUCUGGAUGGAGCAUGUAUGUGUCUACAAGUAUUUACUUUGGAAGCGGAUACAAGAACACUAAGAAACUAAUUACUUCAACUGCUGCCAAUGUUCUAAUGUUCAUGCUACUUCUGGGUUCACUCGCCAUAAUUUUUCAAAACCCAUGGUGGUCAUCGGCAACUGUUAGGAAAAAAGUUGAUAUCAAUGGUGAUGUUCAAGAAGUAUACCUAUUUGCAACAAAUAACAAGAGAUUUGAAAAUUCGUACAUCGAAUCAAUUGUGUUUGGCAUAUCAAUUGCACAUACCGCACUUCAAUGUUUAAGUAGCUUUCUUCUGUAUAUCUACGGCUAUAUCAUCUACACCCAUUUGCAAGAAAGUGGACAAACCACAAACGCCAUGUUAAUGAAGAGAACAUUGUUAUAUGAUGGUGUAAGUCGUCCAAUAUUUUGGAUAAUUUUUGGUUUCUUCACUACUAAACAUACGUUUUUCCUCUUAUCGCUCGAAGAUUACACUUCAAUAGUGGUAUUGUGGUGUAUUUGGUAUUCUAAGAGGCCGCAUGUGGUUGCGGAGAAGACUGGUACUUAA